Chenopodium quinoa (quinoa) is the source of this 2149-nucleotide messenger RNA. Its product is annotated as DNA-directed RNA polymerase III subunit rpc31-like. The coding region runs from base 1222 to 1842 and encodes 206 amino acids. NCBI's taxonomy places the organism in Eukaryota, Viridiplantae, Streptophyta, Magnoliopsida, Caryophyllales, Amaranthaceae. Gene Ontology annotation, cellular component: RNA polymerase III complex. The transcript is spliced from 9 exons. Gene Ontology annotation, biological process: transcription by RNA polymerase III. The record is from RefSeq and is a predicted model, not a curated record.
CUUAAUUUUUUUUAAGAGAUAAAAUUGUCUUAAUUGUUUGAAUUAGCCUAACCUUUUUCACUCUCUUCUCCCUCAUCCUCAUAUUACAACCGCCAUCUUAACCCUUUUUCACUCUCGUCGCCUCUUACGUUGCGCCACCGCUCGUAACCCCGCCCCGUUCAACCUCACCAUUUCGGUAUUUCUCAUUAUUGUUACUUUCUCUACUCCUUUUUUUCAAUUCAUUACCACCAAUAAAGCUCUAAAUUGUGAGGUUUUGAUAGUUAAAUUUAACUUUGAAAAAUCUAGAUCUAUAGUUUGUUGCUUGAAUUGUGGAAAUUUUGUUGGAGGCUCCGAUAACAAAGAACUCGAACUCGGCCUACCUCAUAACGCGGACCCAUUAUUUGGUAGGUUUUGACUUCAGGUGGGGAUGCGGUGGUUGUGGCGGCGGCGGUAAUUGCUCAGCCGUUACGGGAUUCAUUCCCAAAUUAAAUUCCCCUUCUCUAUCACCUUUAUGAUUCCCACUAUUGCAUUUUCAGAGAAAAUCAAAGAAAACCAUAAUUGAAGUUUUGUAAGGUAAGUUUGGCGGCUGGAUUUUAGGAUUUGUGGGUCGUUUGGGGUUCGGGUGGUGGUGGUUUGUGGUGUUGACAGGGUUUGAUGGGUGUAGGGUGGUAUGGGUAAUAGCUCAUGGUGGUUGUGUGCAAAUGAAUUACUUUUGUUUAUCAACAAUUUUUAUGUUUCCCAAUGAAAUGAACUUUCAGUGAUUUAGAGGAAAAAAAGAAAAAUAAAAAUAAAAUUAUAAUUAGCUUUGUAACCGGUUACUGAAGGUCAGCUUGGAGUCCCCUCUUUCAAACAUUUGAAAGGUGAGUCCCCUAAACUUACAUUUUGGCAAAGUUUGGACCCUAGUAAUAUACUUUACUCGUCAAAUUUAGUUUUUAAUGUGGUGCAAAACCCUUAAAUUAUGUGAGAUUUAGUGGAAUUUGUUAGAUUAAAGCUCGUAUUUUGAAACUAAAUUAGCAGUAUUUUUUUUUUUUUCUUGAUGUUAAACCCUAAUUCCCUUGAAUUAAACCCUAACUCCCUCUCUGUCUCUCUCACAUCAUUUCGAUCGGCGACCUCUCAAAGUCCGACCGGAGUGACCGAGUGAGUGAGUGACCACCGAUUGAAGCAGAGUAACUGAGCAAGGUCAUCAAAUUCAGGGUGACUCACUAGCUCCGAAAUCUUGGAUCCGCCACUGCUGUUAUAUAGAUGGCAUUUAGAGGUAGAGGACGUGGGAGAGGAUUUGGUGGAAGUGACUUCAAGUUUGCCAAGCAAACAUCUUUUGUACUUUUUCCGGAUAUUGAGUUGCCUGACAGAACCAAUGUUCCUGAAGAGAAGGAUUUAGCAUUACGAAAUUAUAAGUUUCGGAACUACUUUCAAAACUCACCGUACCACCUUGAGGAAACAUUAUCCGGUGAAGGAGCUGUAGACAUUGAGCGAUAUUCUGAUAAGGUCAAGAAAAAAGGUAGAUUUGGUCGGUGCUCACUUUCUGAUUCUGGUUAUUUGAAACUUGAACCUGGAUAUUUUCCGCUAGAGCUUGUUCGAGGCACAAAAUUCAAGACUAGGAGGAAGGUUCAUUGGAAUCCAAAACGAGACCUUCAGAAGCUGGAUGUCCUGGAGGAACUUGAGAAGAAAUUUGAAAAUGAAGACUCAAAAGGCAAGAAAGAGAAAGAGAAAGAAAGUGACGAGGACGAGGAAGAAGAGGAGAAUUUAGAGGAAGAAGAAGAUGAUGUUGAGUCUGAUGAUGAUUACGGAAAGGGUGAAAAUUUUGAUGAUGAUGAAGAUGAUUACAACCCGAGUGAUGGUGGUGAUGAUGAAGCUGCCAUGUAGUAAUUGGCUGGUGCAUGCGGAGUGAUCCCUCUGAAUAUUGGAGGCACUACUGAUUACAGUUGCAUCAAGUAGACAGAUUCAGUUUUAAUCUUUCAGAUACAUCUUGCAGAGAGUAAUUUUUCCUUAGUGUUCCUUAAGUUUACUUUGUAAAUGGAAUUUUUGCCUGGUAUGACUAUUUACUGUAUAGGUUUUGAAGAGAUACUUCUAGGUUAGGUUAGGUUAAAUUAGUCUUGGUAAACAAAUUUGUAUGCCUUUUUUGAUGAUGAAGAUUAAUAAAAUGAUCAAUGUUUCAGCACAAUUGCACAAA